Molecule: messenger RNA, 918 nt
Organism: Funneliformis caledonium
Lineage: Eukaryota; Fungi; Glomeromycota; Glomeromycetes; Glomerales; Glomeraceae
Source: the annotation of a GenBank genome assembly
AUGGGUAACGAAUUUUCUCAACACCACGAAAACGUUGAUAUAACGGCGAGCACGCAUAACUCGACGAGUUGUAGUUUAACAACGGCACCCUUGGUGUCAUUGUACGAACAAUCGAGAAUUCAACAUUCAAACAAUAACAACAAUAAUAAUUCAUCGACCAUCAAUGAAAAUGUAGAUAUUUGCUUCAUUUGUUCGGAUCCAAUAGAGAUUUAUUCGCUAUCUCAAUGUAAUCAUCGAACUUGUCAUUUAUGUACAUUACGAACAAGAGCUUUACUUGAAUCAGACAAGUGCGCAUAUUGUAGGACUCAACAAGACGAGGUUUUGUUUACACGGGAUUCAAAGAGAUCAUUCCAAGAAUUAAAAUCCUCAUCAAUCAGAUGGAUAACAAUCUCCGAUAUUAACAUUCUAUGCGAAAAUACAUCGAUUUAUCAUUCAACAUCUCGAAUGAUGGAAUUUCAGUGCCCGUCCAAGAAUUGCAACAUCAUAUGUAAUGACUGGCAUGACUUGGUAUAUCACGUACGGAUCGCUCAUAAUAAAAUGUUUUGCAACAUGUGUAUAGUAAAUCGAAAGAUAUUUUCAUUUGAACAUCAAUUAUACACACGAGAGGAACUCAUAAAUCAUUAUAAUGGCAACAACACGACAAAUUCGACGGCAGGCUCAUACUUUAAAGGACAUCCUUCUUGCACGGAAUGUAAUAUUCACUUUUUCGAUUCAACAGAAUUGUACGACCAUUAUGAAUAUGGCGAGUUCAUUGUAUAUGGUUGGGGGAAGAUGCGUAAUGUUGGUUAUGUAUUUAAUGAUAAUAUUUUGGGUGUUGAAGGGGUGGUUCUUUAUAAUGAGUUGGGUACUUUAUGGGAUGUGUUUAAUGAUGUUUGGAAAAAUUUGUUGGGAAAAUUUAUCAAGGUCUUUAAUUUCUAG